AUGGCUGCGUCAGCGCUUCCCUUGGCAUCUGUCAAAUCCUAUGCAGUAAAUGCGGAUGUUUUCAAAAGCAUCGAUGGGAGCCUGACUUCUAUCAUUAUUGCCCGGCGUGUUGAUGAAGGCGACUCACCUAUCGGUAUCGCUAAACGUGGAAGCCAGGCAGAUGCUUCUAUCGACAUUGCCCGCCGUGUUGAUAAGAGCGACCCAUCUAUUGGUAUCGUUAAACGUGGAAGCGAGGCAGAUGCUUCUAUCGACAUUGCUCGGCGUGGUGAUAUGAGCGACCCAUCUAUUGAUAUCGCUAAACGUGGAAGGGAGGCAGAUGCUUCUAUCGACAUUGCCCGGCGUGGUGAUAUGAGCGACCCAUCUAUUGAUAUCGUGUGA
This is a messenger RNA of Penicillium arizonense, 378 nucleotides long. RefSeq lists its product as uncharacterized. Bases 1 to 378 code for a protein of 125 amino acids. Lineage: Eukaryota; Fungi; Ascomycota; Eurotiomycetes; Eurotiales; Aspergillaceae. The record is from RefSeq and is a predicted model, not a curated record. The transcript has a single exon.